AUGGAGAAAAAUGGAAAUUCCUCUGGUAACAGUAAAGAAUCUGUGAACAAAUGGAUGGCAUUUGCUAACAAAAAUGAUGAAAACUCAGCAGCAAAGAAGGCUCCUUCUGGUGGUGAUGAUGAUGAUCAAAUUCUAACCGAAGCGGCCAUAGCCGAGAGGACGGCGGAAUGGGGACUUGUUGUGAACACGAGCAAUUUCAAAGCAGGAAUUGAGACAUCAAGUUCUUCAAUUGAUGGAAGAAGCAUGUCGGAUAGGUUCGUUGAAUCGACGAGGACUUCGGGUGAAUCGAAUUCUGCGUCGGAGGCUAAGUUGUCAGGGUUGAUUCCAAGAGUUUCACAGGACUUGAAAGAAGCAUUGGCUACACUUCAACAAACAUUUGUUGUGUCAGAUGCAACUAAACCUGAUUGUCCUAUUUUGUAUGCAAGCAGUGGUUUUUUUACUAUGACUGGUUACUCUUCAAAAGAGGUUAUUGGAAGGAAUUGCCGAUUUCUUCAAGGACCUGAAACUGACAUGAAUGAAGUAGCGAAAAUUCGGGAUGCAACUAAGAAUGGGAGAAGCUAUUGCGGCAGGCUUUUAAACUACAAGAAAAAUGGGACACCAUUUUGGAAUCUUCUAACUGUCACACCAAUCAAAGAUGAUCAUGGCAAUACUAUCAAAUUCAUAGGAAUGCAGGUUGAGGUGAGCAAGUACACGGAAGGUGUGAAUGAGAAGGAACUAAGACCAAAUGGAUUACCAAAAUCAUUAAUUCGCUACGACGCUCGUCAAAAGGAGAAAGCUAUGGGUUCAAUCACUGAGGUAAUUCAAACUGUUAAGGAUCCUAAAUCAAUUAUUCGCGGUAAGAACGAUGACACUUCCACCACAUUGCAUGAAGAGCAAGAGAAUCUCAAUCAUGAGUUUGCUUUGCCAAAGUCUGUUGAAUCUGUGAAUGCUGGUACACCACUUGGUAGACACACUCCAUCGAACUUCCUUGGUGAUAGUAAUAACAUUUCGCGCUUUAGUUCUUACGAAGAAAGGAACAAGUCGUCAAGAAAAUCAGCAGUUUCUUUGAAAGGUAAUAAAGGGAAAUCAAUGAGUUCUCUAGGGAGAGAUAAGGAGAAGGCUAUUAUUGAACCUGAAGUUCUGAUGACAAAGGAAGUAGAAUGGUCCAAUUGGGAACUAGGAGAAAGGGAUAUCAGACAAGGAAUUGAUUUAGCAACUACAUUGGAAAGGAUAGAAAAGAAUUUUGUGAUUUCUGAUCCUAGACUUCCAGAUUGUCCUAUAAUAUUUGCGUCAGAUAGCUUUCUUGAGCUUACAGAAUACACGCGAGAAGAAAUUUUAGGUCGAAACUGCCGGUUUCUUCAAGGACCAGAAACAGACCAGGCAACUGUCUCUAGGAUUAGAGAUGCUAUCAGAGAUCAGAGGGAAAUCACAGUUCAGUUGAUCAAUUAUACUAAGAGCGGAAAGAAAUUCUGGAAUCUGUUUCACUUGCAGCCUAUGCGUGACCAAAAGGGUGAACUUCAAUACUUCAUUGGUGUUCAACUAGAUGGAAGUGACCAUUUAGAGCCUUUAAGAAACCGCCUCUCUGAGGGUUCUGAGCUUCAAAGUGCUAAAUUGGUGAAAGCCACUGCAGAAAAUGUUGAUGAAGCUGUUAGAGAACUUCCUGAUGCCAAUUUGAGACCAGAAGAUUUGUGGGCAAUUCAUUCUCAAGAAGUUCUUCCAAGACCACACAAACGGGACAAUCCUUCUUGGGUAGCUAUUCAAAAGAUAACCGCAAGAGGCGAGAAAAUUGGCCUUCAUCAUUUUUCUCCCAUUAGGCCUUUGGGUUGUGGAGAUACUGGCAGUGUUCAUUUAGUGGAACUUCGAGGUACCAACGAAUUAUAUGCAAUGAAAGCAAUGGAAAAGUCUGUAAUGCUAAAUCGUAAUAAGGUUCAUCGAGCGUGCAUUGAAAGAGAGAUUAUAUCAUUACUAGAUCAUCCUUUUCUUCCAACACUAUACACCUCAUUUCAGACAGAAACACAUGUAUGUUUGAUUACUGACUUCUGCCCUGGGGGUGAGUUGUUCGCGUUACUCGACAGGCAACCCAUGAAGAUUUUAAAAGAAGAUUCAGCAAGAUUCUAUGCAGCAGAGGUUGUUAUCGGUUUGGAAUAUCUCCAUUGUUUGGGUAUAGUUUAUCGUGACUUAAAGCCCGAAAAUCUCUUGCUCCAGAAGGAUGGCCAUGUUGUAUUAACUGAUUUCGAUCUAUCAUUUAUUACAUCUUGUAAACCCCAGGUUAUGAAGCAGUCAAUACCUGGUAAUAGAAGCAGUAGAAGAUCUCGAAGUCAGCCACCGCCGAUAUUUUUUGCAGAGCCAGUUACACAAUCGAACUCAUUUGUUGGAACUGAAGAAUAUAUUUCCCCGGAAAUCAUAACCGGAGCGAGGCAUACAAGUGCUAUCGACUGGUGGACCCUCGGUAUCCUGUUGUACGAGAUGCUAUACGGACGUACACCAUUUAGAGGAAAGAACAGGCAGAAGACAUUUUCCAACAUCUUACACAAGGAUCUUACCUUUCCAAGCAGCAUCCCGGCUAGUCUUGCAGCCAGGCAGAUUAUUAAUGCACUAUUGCAAAGAGACCCGGGCAGUCGUCUAGGUUCAACUACAGGAGCGAACGAAAUCAAACAACAUCCUUUUUUCCGUGGAAUCAAUUGGCCUUUAAUCCGCAACAUGAGUCCACCACCUUUAGAUGUUCCUCCUCAAUUUAUAGGAAAAGAUCCAGCCUUAAAAGGCAAGAAAUGGGAAGAUGAUGGUGUGCUAACUAGUUCCAUUGAUAUGGAUAUUUUUUGA
Molecule: messenger RNA, 2799 nt
Organism: Lathyrus sativus (Indian pea)
Lineage: Eukaryota; Viridiplantae; Streptophyta; Magnoliopsida; Fabales; Fabaceae
Source: the annotation of a GenBank genome assembly